AUGUCUUCUGUGAAAAAGAGCCAGGAUGUAGAGGAGCAGAAUGGACCCAACUAUGGGACUGUCGAUGUCAAGGUUGGCACUCAGCAGGAUCUCCUUGACCUACAAGAUCUGGACCCUGCUUUCAAUCAGAAAAUGCGACUCGUCAACGAUGCUAUUGACGAAAUUGGGUGGACGCCGUAUCACCUCAAGUUGUUCUUCUUAAACGGCUUCGGCUAUGCUGUUGAUUCAAUGAUCCUCCUUUUCCAGUCCAUCAUUGCGACACAAUCCUUCCGCGAAUUCGGAGAAAAAGGCUAUCCCAACGCCAUGACCAUCGCAGCAUAUGUCGGCAUGCUGACUGGCGCUCUCUUCUGGGGUUUCGGCGCCGACAUUAUAGGGAGAAAAUACGCCUUCAACAUCACCCUAUUCCUCUGUGCAGUUAGCUGCAUCAUCGCUGGCGGAAUGCCCAACUGGCCAUCCCUUGGGUUUUUCGUUGCGCUCCUUAGUUUUGGCGCCGGUGGCAACCUCGUCAUGGACACAGCUGUUUUUCUGGAGUACCUCCCGAGCAACAAACAGUGGCUUCUAACCCUCAUGGCAUGUUGGUGGGGGUUCGGGCAGGCUAUUGCAGGCUUCAUCGCUUGGGGAUUUAUGGUUCCUGAGCGUUGGAACUGCGUUGAUGUUGAGACUUGUACACGAGGGAACAACAUGGGCUGGCGAUAUGUCAUGUUCACAGGCGGCGCUCUCGUUUUCUUCCUAUCGCUUCUUCGAGUCACCGUAGUCAGACUCCGUGAAACUCCCAAGUACCUCCUCGGUGUUGGAAAAGAGGAAGAACUGAUUGAGACAUUCCAAUACCUGGCAACCAAGUACAAUCGCACUUGCUCUCUCACUUUGCAGGAUCUCGCUGCUUGCGGAACUAUCACUUCAGCUCACAGCAAGAACCGAUUCUCGAUAAGCGAGACAAUGAUCCAUAUUCGAGGUCUGUUCAGCACCAAGAAGAUGACCAUCUCAACCGCUAGCAUCUUUCUGUCCUGGACACUGAUUGGUCUUGCGUACCCUCUGUUCUACGUCUUCCUUCCGUGA
Messenger RNA from Fusarium proliferatum ET1, 1056 nucleotides. RefSeq lists its product as uncharacterized. Gene Ontology annotation, biological process: transmembrane transport. Gene Ontology annotation, molecular function: transmembrane transporter activity. The transcript is spliced from 3 exons. The record is from RefSeq and is a predicted model, not a curated record. Bases 1 to 1056 code for a protein of 351 amino acids. Lineage: Eukaryota; Fungi; Ascomycota; Sordariomycetes; Hypocreales; Nectriaceae.